AUUUAAGAACAAGGUAUGGGGGAAGAUGGCUGAGCAGGUGACCAAGUUGGUGCUGUUCGUGUGUCUGGGUAACAUCUGUCGAUCACCCAUCGCAGAAGCAGUUUUCAGAAAACUUGUAACUGAUCAAAACAUUUCAGAUAAUUGGAGGAUAGACAGUGCAGCAACAUCCACGUAUGAACUAGGAAACCCUCCUGAUUAUCGGGGGCAGGCUUGCAUGAAGAAGCAUGGUAUCCGCAUGAGUCAUGUUGCCCGGCAGGUUACCAAAGAAGACUUUGCCACUUUUGAUUAUAUACUAUGUAUGGAUGAGAGCAAUCUGAGAGAUUUGAAUAGAAAAAGUAAUCAAGUUAAAAACUGCAGAGCGAAAAUCGAACUACUCGGGAGCUAUGAUCCACAAAAACAACUUAUCAUUGAAGAUCCCUAUUAUGGCAACGACGCGGACUUUGAGACCGUCUACCAGCAGCGCGUGCGGUGCUGCAGGCCUUCCUGGAGAAGGUCCGCUGACCAGGCCGUCCCGCUGUGGCCCAGGCUUGUCCCCCCAGGCCAUGUGUCAACUGUCAACAGUGUCCCUUCCGAGCCAAGGCCACAGCCCUCCCUUCAGCUUACUCGCUGUUUCUCACCUGACAAAAUAAUUGUAGAUGGAAAUCAGUCUUUGUGUUUAGCAAAAGAGUAAAUAAAAAAUCUUUGAUUCAGAUAGUUUAUGGGGUAAGAGUUCCUUAGACUUUGCCCCAGUUACAAACCUCCCACUUUGCCCCAGUUACAAAAACAGUGGAAAAGUGGAAAUAGUGGAGCAGCACAGUAGAACAUGAUGAAGUGAAUAAGACGUCCCUCCAGGAACCCGCACUACCUCUCCCUCCUGACGGGCCCCUGCCUGUACUACCUCUUGAUGCCAGGGCCUGGCAUCCAGCGACGCUGGUCGAGUGUCACGCGCUCACAGUGCCCACGCGUGUAUUUUCAAGAUAAGAUCGAGGGAGAUUUGUGGGAUUCACCUUUAGCACCUUCACUCCUUCUUAGUUUUUGUCUGUGUAGCUUAUUUCAUAAGGAAGUCAACUUAUUUGUUCCCAUUUGAACCCCUUUGCCUCUGGAAAUGUAAUUAUAUCCAGGAGAAGUGUGUGCUGGUUUAUCUUAUGGUCAGUUUGGGGACUGUGUCUGCUUCUACAUGCAUAUAAUUGCCUGAAUGCCAAUUAUAGAUCACCUUGUGUGGGAAAAA
Messenger RNA from Dama dama (fallow deer), 1207 nucleotides. RefSeq names its product low molecular weight phosphotyrosine protein phosphatase-like. Gene Ontology annotation, molecular function: non-membrane spanning protein tyrosine phosphatase activity; acid phosphatase activity. The transcript has a single exon. Lineage: Eukaryota; Metazoa; Chordata; Mammalia; Artiodactyla; Cervidae. Gene Ontology annotation, cellular component: cytoplasm. The record is from RefSeq and is a predicted model, not a curated record. Bases 26 to 670 code for a protein of 214 amino acids. Gene Ontology annotation, biological process: protein dephosphorylation.